This is a messenger RNA of Athene cunicularia (burrowing owl), 2078 nucleotides long. RefSeq names its product crystallin zeta like 1 (gene CRYZL1). Gene Ontology annotation, molecular function: oxidoreductase activity. Bases 115 to 1188 code for a protein of 357 amino acids. The transcript is spliced from 14 exons. The record is from RefSeq and is a predicted model, not a curated record. Lineage: Eukaryota; Metazoa; Chordata; Aves; Strigiformes; Strigidae.
CGAAGGAGCUUGGGUGCCUCGGGUAGGGUCGUCGCCCCUCAGGUUUCUCCGCGUCUAGCCCUUGGCGGGCGCUGAGGAUCUGCUGCGGCGCCGUGGAGGCGGGCGCUGAUCACUAUGAAGGCCUUGUAUUGUCAGCAGAGUUCACCUAGCAAGGAAAUUACAUUUGUCUUCCAGGAAAGAGAAAACCUUCCUCCUACGAGAGACAAUGAUGUAAAAGUACAAGUUAGAGCCUGUGCACUGAGCUGCAUAGAUACAAAGCUUCUGUCAGAAAUUAAACUGGAGAAGGAGCUUCUACCUGUUGGUCGAGAAAUUUCUGGAGUUGUAUUGGAAGUUGGAAGAAAGGUGACCUUUUUUCAGCCAGGUGAUGAAGUGGUGGGAAUUUUGCCCCUGGAUUCUGAGGAGCCUGGUCUUUGUGAAGUUGUUCUAGUUCAUGAGCAUUAUUUGGUUCGUAAACCAGAAAAAGUUUGUUGGGUUGAAGCAGCCGGGACUGUUCGUGAUGGUGUCCGAGCAUACACAGCUUUACACUACCUUUCCCAAGUGUCUCCUGGAAAAACUGUCCUUGUAAUGGAUGGAGCAAGUCCAUUUGGUACAAUAGCUAUUCAGUUAGCACAGCAUCGAGGAGCUAAAGUAAUAUCUACUGCAUACUGUCUUGAAGAUAAGCAGUACCUGGAGAGGCUCAGACCUCCUGUAGAAGGUAUACGGCAGCCUUUAGUGGCUCGAGUGAUAGAUGUGUCAAAUGGUAAGAUAGAUGUGGCAGAAAGCUGCUUGGAAGAAACGGGUGGCCUGGGAGUGGAUAUUGUUCUAGAUGCGGGAGUGAAAUUAUAUAGUGCUGAAGAUGAAUCAACUUCAAAAUCACAGUUGCUGCCUCAUAAGCAUGAUAUCAUUACUCUUCUUGGUGUUGGGGGACACUGGAUAACAACAGAAAAAAAUCUUCAGUUGGAUCCUCCAGAUAGCCAUUCCUUGUUUCUUAAAGGAGCCACAGUCUCCUUUCUGAAUGAUGAGAUAUGGAACUUGUCAAAUAUACAGCAAGGGAAGUAUCUCUCCAUCUUAGAAGAUAUAAUGGAGAAAUUAUCAAGUGGCAUUUUCAGGCCUCAGCUGGAUGAACCGAUCCCAUUGUAUGAAGCCAAAGUUUCUAUGGAAAUAGUUCAGAAGAAUCAAGCAAGAAAAAGACAAGUCAUUCAGUUCUGACACAAAAUUUCCCAAUUUCUAAGCCUGUGGAAGAUAAAGAAACGUAAUGUAUUUGAGAAGUAAAUUAGUGUACAUUUCAAAUAAUUCUGUAACUAGGAUUUAAAGAUCUUUUGUACCUCAGCACAAAUGGCCUGUGAAGCUCCUGUGACUACAGGGGUGUUUUUUUUAUCCACUUGAGCAGAAUUUCCUAUCAGCAACUUCUGAAGAGGCAGUCUUGACACAAAUCUUGUCUGCCCUGCCCCAUUACAAAUGUCAGUAACAUGUACAGGCAAACUCGGUUGCUGUUGGUUUUCAACCAUACAAAAUUAAAGUAAAAAAAAAAAAAAUAAAAAUCUGGUGGGUUUUAUUAGUCCUCCCUUCUCUGGCCCCUGCCAAUAGUCACCUUUAUAUUUACCUUUUGCUUUUGACUGCAUUGAGACUGAGCACUCUGUGUGGUACACUUAAAAGUCUUUACUCCACAUUUAAAAUUGUUAUUUAAUUGAGAGACAGGCAAAUCAGAAUGGGCAAGGAUGCUAGAGGGGAAGGACAUAGUAUUAACAGUAAGUGUUUGCCCAGAGCUGAUUUUCUUCAUUUUAGCAACCAGGCAGCAAACCUAGUAGAUCUAGAGUCCAUAAGCUGAUAUAAUCAUGACAUUCAGAUGUUUGAGGCACUUUAUGUAUCUUGUUAUUGUAAUGCUAUCUUUGAUAUCUUUCCAGUAAGACCUUCCUAUGCUGUGUACUUUCACUUCCCCUCUUCUAACCUCAGUCCUAUGCCUAGCACUGCUCAGAUCUGUUUAUCCAACAUUCUCCAUUACUGUGAACCAUCUGCAAAUAAGCAGUAGUGAAGGAACUGCUAUUUUUCUUUCUUCAAAGCAUGUGGCUUCUUGCUUUUAUUUGAGAGCAAAAAUAUUU